AAAAUUUCUUUCUCGUCGACUGCAUUUUAAAGUACUCACAAUUAUCCACUUCCUCUGUAAAUUCCGCCACCAAACCCAAAUCCAGUUAUGGCUACAGUAGCACCUUUCUCAAGUCAUCUCCACACUCCUUCAUCUCGCAUAUUCGAAAAUCGCACCGUUUUGACUCGUCAUCACAAAACCAAGACCAAGAACCCUACUCUCUCAUUAAAAAGCACAAGUUUUCAGCCAAUUACGGCAUUGCCUUUCGACCUAUCGCCUCCUCCAAUCGAUCAUGACCUCCUUGACACAGUGAAGAGUGCAGGGGCAGAGGUUUCAGAAAAUGGGAUUGUUGAAACAUUUGGUAAUGAUGAUGAAGCUCUUGAUGCAGUUGAUAAUGGAGUUGCAGUUGUGGAUCUUUCACAUUUUGGAAGGAUAAGAGUCAGUGGAGCUGAUCGCAUUCAGUUUCUUCACAAUCAAAGCACUGCAAAUUUUGAAAAUCUUCAGGAAGGACAAGGAUGUGACACUGUUUUUGUUACACCAACAGCACGGACGAUAGAUAUUGCACAUGCUUGGAUGAUGAAAAAUUCUAUCAUGUUGGUUCUCUCACCACAGACCUGUGGAAGGAUAAGUGAAAUGCUUAAUAAGUACAUAUUUUUUGCUGAUAAGGUGGAAAUUCAAGACAUCACCAAGCAAACUUCCUUAUUCAUUCUAUUGGGACCUAAAAGCAAAGAACUAAUGAGCAAUUUGAACCUUGGUGAUCUCGUUGAACAGGCAUAUGGAACACAUCGUCAUUACAGUGUGAAUGGCAUGCCAAUUACUGUUGGGGUGGGAAAUGUUAUUUUUGAAGAAGGAUUUUCUCUGCUGAUGUCACCAGCCAUUGCUGGAUCAGUUUGGCAAUUGCUUUUAUCUCUUGGUGCUAUUCCAAUGGGUUCAAAUGCCUGGGAAAAACUAAGGGUUAUUCAAGGAAGGCCAGCACCAGGAAAGGAGCUUACUAAUGAAUUCAAUGUUCUGGAGGCUGGUCUUUGGAACUCAAUUUCUUUGAACAAAGGAUGUUACAAGGGACAAGAGACCAUAUCUAGGCUCAUAACAUAUGAUGGAGUUAAGCAGAAAUUAUGGGGUAUUCGCCUCUCAGCUGCAGCAGAACCUGGCAGCGCAAUAUUGUUCAAGGGGGAAAAGGUGGGGAAACUGACAAGCUAUACAUCUGUAAGAAAAGAGUCUGAACAUUUUGGUUUAGGCUACAUUAAGAAGGUAGUUGCUUUAGGAGACACUGUCAUUGUUGGAGAGAACAUCGUUGGGACAGUGGUUGAAGUUCCUUUUCUUGCUCAACAACGUCCCCCAUCAAAAAACACGACUCGUUGACGUUUGCAAUCUUAUAUAUGAGUAUAUAUUAGACAAUCUGACCACCCCAUCUUGCUAACUUUGUGAGAUAGUUCAAUAGAACAGAUACAAAAUAAUUGAUUUCAGAACUGCCUAGAGUUGUGGUUCUUAUUAAAAAUGUAACGGACAGUUGUUCUUGAAUCAUGGUUACAGUUGGAUGAAAGGAAUUCAUUAUAUA
Mangifera indica (mango) is the source of this 1534-nucleotide messenger RNA. Its product is annotated as putative transferase At1g60990, chloroplastic. Lineage: Eukaryota; Viridiplantae; Streptophyta; Magnoliopsida; Sapindales; Anacardiaceae. The transcript is spliced from 12 exons. Gene Ontology annotation, biological process: glycine decarboxylation via glycine cleavage system. Gene Ontology annotation, molecular function: protein binding; aminomethyltransferase activity. The record is from RefSeq and is a predicted model, not a curated record. Gene Ontology annotation, cellular component: mitochondrion. Bases 88 to 1338 code for a protein of 416 amino acids.